AUGGCCAUGAUUCCGCUUUGUGUUUUCAGACGAGGAAGCUCGCAACGACCGUCCGUUCAAUACCCUUCGCCCGACGAUAACGAUGUCGAUGGGAUGGUAGACCUAUCAGGAUUGUCGUUCGUCGAGCGACAAGAGGAGUGGCUGCGCCGCAAGCAAACCGCCCUGCGGGCCAAAACGCACGAGGUGGAGAGGGCGGCGAAGAACGCGGCGACCUUCAACCCCAACCUAGCUAUCAGCCAGAGCUCACUCAGGCCGGCACAGGUGUCAGCAGUGGAGAUGAAGCUGGAGCAGAUGGCGAACGAGGCCGAGCGGCACGCGCGAAGGAGUUCUUUCUCGCAGUCUAUCCAGGAGGCCAAGCGGAGGGCCGAGCGAGAAGCACUUCCACCGCCUACUAUCACAGCCGGUGGCCGGCGGCGAAGUCGCAUGAAGCGGAGGGGAAGCACGGACGAAGACGUGGCGCACGCACGGCGGGCGACCGCUCCAUCCGGAGUGUUCCAAGCUCGAGACGACGCCAUCGGCCUCCUUAACCCUGCUGGUGAUGGACAAUCUGACGACGGUUUGGACGAGAGCGGGAGCAAUAGCAAUCACGACCGCUCGAUGGGCGGGGUAGGCGAAGGUCCAGGGGUGGACGGGGAGGAGGCCGGUGAUGGCGCUAUUGAUAGUAAUUUGGAAGGAGGGGAGAACGAGGGGGAGGAAAAAGAAGAGGAAAAAGAGGCGGCGGCGGCGGAGGAGGAGGAGGACCGGGAACCGCCGUUCGAAAAAGGAUCCUUCUUCUUCAAGGUGGACGACAAGGAUAAGGGGCACUACAGGGUCAGGGACGUCUCGUGCUUCCUGCUGACAAGCAUGUACAAGAGAAAGGACCGCGUCACGCGCACCCCCGGCGUAUCCCUCUUGGUCGGAAAGCUGGAGGACCCGCCGCACGAGGAGAAGGUGAUUUCCGCCCUCUUCGACACCGACCGCUUCACGGAGAGGGCCGCGGCGCAGUGGUGGGAAGACAACGGGCACAGGUUCGAGGAUGCAAGGAGCCUGGCCGCCAAGAAGGAGCUCGAUGAUGAUAGGAAGCGCACGAUGGAGCGCAAUAUCGAGGUUCUUCGCAGGGCAUCUGCUCCCGCAAGAGCAGCGCUUAACGCCAAGAAAGCGAUCAGCAUCCUCUCGGCGACAGCGCCAGCAUCGCUCGAAAACACAGCAGCAGCAGUAGUACCGUAUCAACCCGCGAUCGAGGCCUGA
This is a messenger RNA of Ectocarpus siliculosus, 1227 nucleotides long. The record is from the annotation of a GenBank genome assembly. Lineage: Eukaryota; Phaeophyceae; Ectocarpales; Ectocarpaceae.